Peniophora sp. CBMAI 1063 is the source of this 1677-nucleotide messenger RNA. The record is from the annotation of a GenBank genome assembly. NCBI's taxonomy places the organism in Eukaryota, Fungi, Basidiomycota, Agaricomycetes, Russulales, Peniophoraceae.
AUGAUCCCUACGUUGACCGUGCCACAAUCUUUCAUCAUUCUACCUCGAGAAACCUCGGAACUUGCUCACCUCACCUUCACCGCUGAACUUGACGAGGUUCCCGAGAUCGCGAAAAGAUCUGGGUGUUGUGGGCAGGAUACGAUCACCAUCUCUGACUUUUCUGGGGAUGGGACACUUCAGUCUGUGCGCGUCUCUGGAGCUCAAGACAAGUUCGCUUUCACCUGGAAUGGUGAACCCGACUUCACAAGGGCCUUUCUGAGUAUCAUUCUCUGCGACGUAAACGACUCAUUAAUGGUUAAUGGCCUACCACUCGAAGCCUACAGCCCUGUCGUCUUAUCCGAUGGUGAUUACAUCGACUUCCAGGAUGGCAUCACUUCCGCCAGCUAUGCUUUCAUAUAUCGGAUAUAUCACUCAUUCCGGAAUAUCGAGUGUUCGUCUCUCUACAGGGUGUUCGGAGUGUUGGGUCAAGGCACGUACGGUGUGGUUUAUAGGGGCCGACAGAUCGUCCCGACCAAUCGCGCUGUGGCGAUCAAAGUCAGCGUAGAUCCCGAGCUGGAAGACCCGAGAGUGCUUGCUUUGCAAGAGGUGCAAGCUCUGCGAAAGAUUUGGCAGGUCGAUGAGGCAGACAUGUACAAUGAUCUUCUUGGUUUCAGCACGGAGUGGUCGGGACCUUCAAUCGUGAGAAUGCGGGAUAAUCGGGUUGCAAAGAAGACACUCGCUCAGUACAUCGUCAUGGACGUCGCUAUCGGCGAUCUCUUCGAUGUAAUACCUUUGCUCAAUCGUAAGGGCCUUGUGCCUGCGCCCCGCUCGAUACUCAUGACGGAAGCGAAGAUUUUGACAGCGGCGCGUAGUAUCUUCCAUGGACUAGAGUUCAUUCACAGGUUGAAAUUGGUUCACUGCGACAUCAAACCCAACAAUCUCCUGCUAUAUCCCCCGGCAGACUCUGUCAGCGGAAUGCCUCGCGUUGUUAUAUCAGACUUUGGGCUGUGCAAGUCGCUCGAAGAUCUGACAAACCAGGCCAAAGCGAAGGAAACGUUCUUCGGUACUCCUGGCUACAUUCCACCUGAAGUAGCGAGUCCCUACCGCAUCUAUACGCGAGGUGUAGACGUGUGGGCCGCGGGGAUCUCCAUCUACUACUUGUUCACGGGUCUUUCUCCCUUCGAGUCGGCGGAGCCUCAGGAUGUGUACGAGCGCAUACGCGGUGGCGAGCCACAGUGGGAGCUAUUCAAAGAUAUCAGUUCCAACGCCGUUUCAUUUCUGAAAAGUUGCAUAGAGCCAGCUGUGUUGAAGCGCCAUACGUCUUUCGAUGCGUCUUGGCACCCUUGGCUCUGCUCACCUGAAGCGUUGAAUACACUCUUUACCCCGGCCACUGACAUCCCAGUCCCAUUGCCUGUUCUUGAAGAGGCGCAAUCUCUGAACGCAGACGCUCUCUUGGCAGCUGAUCUUGGACCCCUCAACGCUCUAUUCCCCCUCAACGCCCCAUUCCCUCUCGACGGUCCAUUCCCCCUCGACGGUCCAUUCCCCCUCGACGGUCCAUUUCCCUUCGACGGUCCAUUCCUCCUCGACGCUCCGUUCGACGCUCCCGCACCAGCCCAGAAGCGCGCGCGCGACCAGGUCUCAGGCUCGCAAGCCACGCGCGGAGACCCAAAGCGCGCUCGCGAUGCACCGCCUUCCUAA